GAUUGUAUGGAAACGCAAAAUUAAAAAAGCAGUUAGUUAAAGGCUAACUAGCAAAGAAGCGAACAUAUCUAAUAGAAUUGUAUGUUGUUAAAAAAUAUAAUUAAAAAAGAUAUGUUUAAACGAAAAUAAAAUUGAAUCGGAAUGGCAUCAUUGUGGGAAAAAAUAGUAUAUACGAUUUUUCAAUAUGCUCCCAGCAUAGUCGUGUGUCUGAGUUUUUUACCGUCUGGUCUGGUGUUUGGUUACACCAUUUCGUCAUUUGUAGCUGAACGAAAUAUAAAUACCGGUUUAAUUGUUUAUGGACCAAUGAUUUUGGGGGCGUGUGUAGGAUUUGUUGCAGCAUUAACAAUGUUCAUGGUAAAAUUUUUCCGUUCUCGGAUAAUUUUUUGGCAUACUGACAUUCUACUGGUAGCAGCAUCAUUUCAUUUAAUAUCGAGUUGUUUCUAUUUUGCUGAUGAUUUCGAUAAUGUUGGUGCAUUUAUUUCUUAUUUGGCACAUAGUUUAACAUUUCUGGCUGGACUUAGUUUCCUGCACUCGAUAUGCGGAAAAGGUAGCCGUGCUAUACUUCUGUCAUUAUGCUUUAGUUUUUAUAUUUUGGGUAUGGCAUCGGCAGUGAGUUUAAUUGGAACUUCGUACAACAAAAAUGUAAUGGAAAAUCGUACCAGGACCAAUAAUGAUGAACUUACCCAUGGUAUAUAUGUGGAUUUUGCAGCAGUAUAUCUUUCUAUAUCAGUUGUUGUACUGGCUCUUUUAAUUGGUUUGAAGGUUCUGAGCUAUUUGGGAACAGUGGAUUGCGAGAAUAGCAUGGACAAUGAAUUUCGUAUUGCAAAUUCUAAUGGGAGCGUGUUCGACAAGAGAGAUGAUGUCAUCAAGAGAAUAGAAUUCUUUUACGUUACCAAAAACCAGCAGUGGAAUGUAACGUUGCUUCUAAUCUUCACAGAGGCAAUACAGUAUUCAUUAUUUAUUUACUUCGCAUUUUGGUUUUGCUUAAAUUCAGCUGUAAGAUUAACUUCUGUGGAUAAUGUUGAUUCCAUGUUUUGGAUUGUAUAUGUGGGAACCAUUGCCAGUACCAUAUGCUUAAUAUUCUGCUCAGUUAAAGUUACAUUUGUUGCAAACCAACUCUGCUUGAUUUUACUUUCCAUUCUUAGCAUGAUCAUUGGCAGUUCGGCGAAGACGACAGUGCCAUUUUGGAUAAUACUGUUCUUUUUCGGUAUGACAUUUUCGAAUUUGCAAAUUCUUCUGGUUGAAGUUUCCCAUUUUCUUUAUAUGGAGUUGUUAAUAUAUGUAUCGUAUGCCUGCAAACUACUAUCGACCUCAAUUAUCUACUAUUACUUCGUGGCAAACGCCAAGAAUUCCUAUUUUUAUUCUACGGAUAUUAGCACUUUAAUGUCACAAGGUUUCGUUUAUAUAAUCAUCGGUUCACUUUUGGCCUUGGUGGUGGGUAUGAAAGUUCCUCGCACACACAAAAGAUCCCUAUUUGAAAUACAAUAUGGGUUGCUAGGUAUCAUAUUCCAAAAACAUCAGAUAGAACAACUAAAUGUCAGAUGUUUAAAUGAUGGUACAAUUCCAACCAUUAGCAAACCUCCUCAAUUUUAGAAUUAGUUCCUGGUGUCUGAAUUUUCUCGAACGGAGAAAAAAAUACAAAUUUAAUAAAUUGUAAACAUUAAAAUUUAACAAGAAA
This is a messenger RNA of Lucilia cuprina (Australian sheep blowfly), 1678 nucleotides long. RefSeq lists its product as uncharacterized. The record is from RefSeq and is a predicted model, not a curated record. The transcript has 3 exons. NCBI's taxonomy places the organism in Eukaryota, Metazoa, Arthropoda, Insecta, Diptera, Calliphoridae. The coding region runs from base 142 to 1593 and encodes 483 amino acids.